This is a messenger RNA of Wyeomyia smithii (pitcher-plant mosquito), 1112 nucleotides long. Its product is annotated as inactive hydroxysteroid dehydrogenase-like protein 1. The record is from RefSeq and is a predicted model, not a curated record. NCBI's taxonomy places the organism in Eukaryota, Metazoa, Arthropoda, Insecta, Diptera, Culicidae. Bases 43 to 984 code for a protein of 313 amino acids. Gene Ontology annotation, cellular component: endoplasmic reticulum. Gene Ontology annotation, molecular function: oxidoreductase activity. The transcript is spliced from 4 exons.
UAGGAUUAGUUCUAGUCGUAUCACCGUCCGAACAACAGCAUCAUGCUAGAAACCGGAAGUAUUCUCAGCAGUAUCAUCACCGUUGUCGGGGUGUACGCGUGUGUUCAGUAUCUCUACGAUAACCUCAAAUCACCGCUGGAAAUCCUCUAUGAUUUGUGUUUUCGGAGAAAGCAACAUUUUUGCAAACGAUACGGAGAAUGGGCUGUGAUUACAGGGUCUUCCGAUGGCAUUGGCAAGGAGUACGCCAAAAAUAUUGCCGGCAAGGGAAUGAAUAUAAUGUUGCUGUCAAGAACCGCUUCGAAGAUGAGCGCAUUGGCGGAGGAAAUUCGAACUAAACACAGAGUUGAGGUUAAAUGGAUGGCCGUUGACUUCGCCGAAGGUCCGUCGGUGUACGAUGAGAUUCGGCCCGAGCUUGAGAAUUUGGACAUUGGAAUGUUAGUGAACAACGUGGGAAUAAUUCACGAAAAUCCGCUCACUUUGGACGAACUUUCCCAACAAGACCUGGAGCAGAACGUUUCGGUGAAUGUGUGUCCCACGAUCCGAUUAACUCACAUGGUUCUGCCGGGAAUGAAACGUCGCCGACGGGGCAUUGUGGUGAACAUUACCUCUGCUUCCGGGUACAUUCCGAUUCCGUACAUUCAACUGUACGCCGCCUCGAAGGCAUACCUGAACAGUUUGACGAUAAGCUUGCAGCAGGAACUGCGCGGAACCGGCGUCGAAUGUCAGCUGGUCACCCCGAUGAUGGUGGACACCAACCUGAACAGGCAGUGGCAGUCGUUGAAUUUCUGGAGAUUGAUCACUGUUGAUGUGGAACGGUACGCUAGGAUGGCCGUUUGGACGAUUGGCAAGGUGGAAGUUACGACGGGUUACUGGUAUCAUGCUCUCCAGUUGACAUUGCUAAGAAUUCCUCCACGUUGGACUUUGCCAGUCUGCAAAGGGAUUUUUCUGCGCUACCUCAGGGGGAACGUUUUUGCUAACAAGUGAAAAAGUGGCAUUGAAAUAAAUAUUUCUUUAUUUAUUGUAUGGUAAUAUUCAACAAGCAGUAUUUCCAAAGAUGAUUUCUGUAAAUCGGCAUGUUAUUCAUUCAUGAACAAAGUGAUAUGUGAAAUAAA